UGGAUAACGCACCAAAGCUAAUCACAAUACGGCAACCUUGUCACACAAAUUGCAUUUCGCAUUGUCCGUCGUCGUCGUUUUUACACGCUGCUUUUUUCUGGAAUCGGAAAUAGCUCCAGUUCCAGCCCCGGCACCAGAUCCAGAUCCAGAUCGGCAGCCGCCGUUCCGUUCCUCGCCGUCAUUACAGCAAGAAGAAGACGCUUAAGAAGAAGAACCGCAAGCCGUAGCCACUCGCAGAGCCAAAUCCAAAUCGAGAUUCAUAACAUCCGUAGUCAGCUUAGCUCAGCUCAGCCGGAGGAGGAAGCCGAGAAGCUACCAAGAUUAACGCGGACACAGCUGCCGAGCGACGCAGACGCGAACGCCGCUUCUACUACAAAGCGAUGGCGAUGGCGACGAUGCUGACGUCGGACGAGGCGAGCAAACUGCUCGACUUCACGCAGAAGCUAGACAUCAACCUGUUGGAUAAGAUCGUGGAGGUGGUGUACACGGCGCAGGGGGAGCAACUGCGUUUAGCUCAGGACAUACUCACUACAUUAAAGGAGCAUCCGGAAGCGUGGACCAGGGUCGACAGUAUACUGGAGUACUCACAGAACCAGCAAACAAAGUUCUAUGCGCUUCAAAUUCUGGAGGAGGUGAUCAAAACCCGCUGGAAGGUGCUGCCGCGCAACCAGUGUGAGGGUAUCAAGAAGUACGUGGUCAGUCUGAUCAUCAAGACCUCCUCCGAUCCGAAUGUCAUGGAGCAGAACAAGGUUUAUUUGAACAAAUUGAACAUUAUAUUGGUGCAGAUCCUGAAGCGUGAAUGGCCCCGCAACUGGGAGACCUUUAUCAGCGACAUUGUCGGAGCGUCAAAGACAAACGAGAGUCUCUGCAUGAACAACAUGGUUAUCCUGAAGAAUCUAAGCGAGGAAGUGUUUGACUUCUCACAGGGUCAGAUCACGCAAACAAAGGCUAAGCACCUCAAGGACACCAUGUGCUCAGAGUUCUCACAGAUUUUCACGCUCUGUUCCUUCGUACUGGAGAACUCGAUGAACGCAGCCCUCAUCCACGUGACACUGGAGACGCUAUUGCGUUUCCUUAACUGGAUUCCACUCGGCUACAUCUUCGAAACGACGCUGAUCGAGACGCUGAUUUUCAAGUUCCUCAGCGUGCCCAUGUUCAGGAACGUGACCCUGAAGUGCCUGUCGGAGAUUGCCGGUCUGACGGCCACCAAUUAUGACGAGAACUUCGCCACGCUCUUCAAGGAUACGAUGGUGCAGCUGGACCAGAUCGUCGGCCCAAAUAUGAACAUGAACCAUGUGUUCAAGCACGGCAGUGACACGGAGCAGGAGCUGGUUCUCAACCUGGCCAUGUUUCUGUGCACCUUUUUGAAGGAGCACGGCAAGCUGGUGGAGGACGCCAAGUACGUGGACUACCUGAAUCAGGCGCUCAUGUAUCUGGUCAUGAUCAGCGAGGUGGAGGACGUUGAGGUUUUCAAGAUCUGUCUUGAGUACUGGAACAGCCUGGUGGAGGAUCUCUACAACUCGGAGUUCUUCCAUCCCACGCUGGAAUCGUCGAAGAGGCAACAAGUCUAUCCCCGACGCCGCUUUUAUGCGCCAAUUCUUUCCAAGGUGCGCUUCAUUAUGAUCUCGCGCAUGGCCAAACCGGAGGAAGUGCUGGUGGUGGAGAAUGAAAACGGAGAGGUCGUCCGUGAGUUCAUGAAGGACACAAACUCGAUCAACCUUUACAAGAACAUGCGCGAGACGCUUGUUUUUCUCACUCAUUUGGACUCUGUGGACACGGACCGCAUCAUGACAUUGAAACUGCUAAAUCAGGUUAACGGCUCGGAGUUCUCCUGGAAGAACCUCAAUACGUUGUGCUGGGCUAUAGGCUCUAUAUCCGGUGCUUUCUGUGAGGAGGAUGAAAAACGGUUUCUGGUCACCGUCAUCAAGGAUUUAUUGGGGCUAUGUGAACAAAAGAAGGGCAAGGACAACAAGGCUAUCAUUGCCUCCAAUAUCAUGUAUGUGGUGGGACAGUAUCCGCGCUUCCUGCGCGCCCACUGGAAAUUCCUUAAGACGGUGGUGAACAAACUCUUCGAAUUUAUGCACGAGACGCAUGACGGUGUCCAGGAUAUGGCCUGCGAUACCUUUAUCAAGAUUGCUAUCAAGUGCCGCCGCUACUUUGUCACCAUUCAGCCUAACGAGGCAUGCACUUUCAUCGAUGAAAUUCUCAGCACAAUGAGCAGCAUCAUCUGUGAUCUGCAGCCACAGCAGGUUCACACAUUUUACGAGGCUGUUGGAUAUAUGAUUUCCGCGCAGGUAUAUCAGGUAGAGCAGGACGCCCUUAUUGAGCGGUAUAUGCAGCUCCCGAACCAGGUGUGGGACGACAUCAUAUCGCGAGCCUCGAAGAACGUCGAUUUUCUGAAAAACAUGACAGCAGUGAAACAGCUGGGAAGCAUCCUCAAGACGAACGUGGCUGCGUGCAAGGCCUUGGGCCAUGCAUACGUUAUUCAAUUGGGUCGAAUCUACUUGGACAUGUUGAAUGUCUACAAGAUCACCUCGGAGAACAUCAUCCAGGCCAUUGAAGUGAAUGGUGUUAAUGUGAACAAUCAGCCCCUGAUCAAAACCAUGCACGUGGUCAAGAAGGAGACCCUCAACUUGAUAUCCGAGUGGGUGUCGCGAUCCAAUGACAAUCAGUUGGUGAUGGAUAACUUUAUACCGCCCUUGCUGGACGCUAUAUUGCUUGACUAUCAGCGCUGUAAAGUUCCAUCGGCACGAGAGCCCAAGGUCCUGAGUACGAUGGCUACCAUUGUGUAUAAAUUGCGACAGCAUAUCACCAAUGAGGUACCAAAAAUUUUCGACGCCGUCUUCGAGUGCACGCUGGACAUGAUUAACAAGAACUUCGAGGACUUCCCCCAGCAUCGGCUCAGCUUCUACGAGCUGCUCCAAGCGGUUAACGCGCACUGCUUCAAGGCGUUCCUGAACAUACCGCCGGCCCAGUUUAAACUGGUCUUUGACUCUGUGGUUUGGGCAUUUAAGCACACCAUGCGUAAUGUGGCCGACAUGGGAUUGAAUAUCCUCUUCAAGAUGCUGCAAAAUCUGGAACAGCAUCCGGAUGCGGCGCAAAGCUUCUAUCAAACCUACUUUACGGACAUUCUGAUGCAAAUCUUCUCUGUGGUCACCGACACCUCUCACACAGCUGGACUGCCGAACCAUGCCAUUAUUCUGGCGUACAUGUUCUCGCUGGUGGAGAACCGGAAGAUAACGGUAGACCUAGGUCCGAUACCCGAUAAUAUGAUAUUCAUUCAGGAGUAUGUCGCGUCCCUGCUGAAAUCGGCCUUCAAUCAUCUGUCUGAUAAUCAGAUAAAAGUCUUUGUUACCGGUCUGUUUAAUUUGGACGAGAAUGUGCAAGCAUUUAAGGAGCAUUUGAGAGAUUUUCUCAUACAGAUUCGCGAGGCCACCGGCGAAGACGAUUCCGAUUUGUAUCUGGAGGAGCGUGAAGCGGCCCUGGCCGAGGAGCAGUCGAACAAGCAUCAGAUGCAGCGUCAAAUUCCAGGCAUGUUGAAUCCGCACGAACUGCCAGAGGACAUGCAGGACGAGUAAGGGGCAGUUUCUAGCGAUGCUUGAGAAUAAUGAUUAUGAUAGAAUGAUCCAGGAUGUUGAUGAUGAUGAUGUAUGAGUGUUUCUCAAGCGAGAAAGAGUAUAAAUGUUUGUUUGAUUGAAUGCAUAUAAGUACGUUAUAUAUAUAUAAAUACACCCACACAAGACCCACACACCCACCCUACACACACACACACACACACAUGCAUACACAUAUACCUAAACAGAUAUAGUUGCGUUUAAUGGUGAAUGAGAAAAUAAUGGUUAUUCUUGCGCAAUUACAUACAUUAAUAUGAUUAACAUAUUGUUGCGCAUUGUCCUUGACAUACCAUCGUAAAUUUAGUGCCCAGCCAGAUCCUGAUCCCCUGAUCCCCGCCUCCCGCCACAUUUUGUAGUAACCGAUACGAAAGAUUACAACUUUAUCGUACUAAUUAUAAAUAAUGUUUGUUUGGAACUUUUAAAUGAGUAAAAUUGUAGAUUUAUCGAGAGUAUGAAUGAAUAUAUAUUUGAGCGAACAGACACACACACACAAACACAAACACAACAAACACACACCCACACCUCUCAGAACAACAACAAUAGGAGGGGGAAAACCAACCUAAAGUAAAAAUUAUUUGUAGUAGACAUUAACAGAUCAAGGAAGUAAAGCGUAUGCAGAGCCGUUUGCAUAAUACUUAGCAUUAACACGAGGAUGAUGAUGAUGAUGAAGAUGAACAUAAUGAGGAGGAGAUGAACAACAAAAACACUGCAUCAUUACUAGGAUCAAGUCCUGUACUCUGUGCAACAAACAAGAUAAGCGAAAAAUAUAAAUUGAACAUAGAACUAAAUGCAAAUACCCAGAUCACAGAUACACAAAAAAAAAAAAGAAAAACAAAAAAAAUAACCCCAAAAUUGCGUAUUAAUGAUGAUGUUUAAAUUUUUACAUAAUUAGUUUGUACAUUAAUUUAAAUAAAAAUCAAUUAAAACUACAUUGAUGUAUGAUGCAUAA
Molecule: messenger RNA, 4563 nt
Organism: Drosophila bipectinata
Lineage: Eukaryota; Metazoa; Arthropoda; Insecta; Diptera; Drosophilidae
Gene: emb
Product: exportin-1 emb
Biological process (GO): ribosomal small subunit export from nucleus; protein export from nucleus; ribosomal large subunit export from nucleus
Cellular component (GO): cytoplasm; nucleus
Molecular function (GO): small GTPase binding; nuclear export signal receptor activity
Source: RefSeq, a predicted model, not a curated record